AUGGCAUACCCCAGACGGACCGGAUACCUGCCGCCGGAGUUGAUGGACGAGAUCGACAAUUCUCUCGCGGCUCGCAAGCGUCAAGUCGCCGAAAGAAUAACCAGCCUUGAGGGUUUUCGCUUUCAGAGAUCUGGUGUGAUCAUCGAACGAUCCAUCAGAAACACAGAGAUUGUCGCCGCUCUCGCCAAGGACGGGAACUUGGUGUCUCGACAGACUGCGGAAGCACGUGCCGUAGCAUAUGUCAAGGGACUCCUCAUGGCAGCCAACAGGCUGUGGCCGCUGGUUGUCCAGACAGGCAAACGACUUUUCUUCCGCCAGCUGGCCCAAGGCUCCUUCAACAGGAUGGACGUAUCUCUAUCUCGGAACCAGAUCGAGCUCCUGCUCCCCGCCCUCGUGCGCGCCAGGGAGCACCACCUCGUACGAAUUGCGGCGCAGACCAACGCCCCGCCGACGCAGCAGUAUUCGGCACCGACAGACAUGACCGAGGCAGCGGCACAGUACCUGAUGGUUCGCAUGACGGAAAUCCUGCGCACCGAGGGCAUCGUCUUCAGAGGCGUGCCAAUGUCGCAGCGAGAAAGGGCCGAGAACCUCGUGCGCGCGAUGGCCUCGACACAUUGGCCGCUGCUUCUCUUCUGGGACACCGAGUCUCUCGGCCGCGUCGGCUAA
Purpureocillium lilacinum is the source of this 666-nucleotide messenger RNA. RefSeq lists its product as uncharacterized. Lineage: Eukaryota; Fungi; Ascomycota; Sordariomycetes; Hypocreales; Ophiocordycipitaceae. The record is from RefSeq and is a predicted model, not a curated record.